Hansenula ciferrii is the source of this 1095-nucleotide messenger RNA. RefSeq lists its product as uncharacterized. The record is from RefSeq and is a predicted model, not a curated record. NCBI's taxonomy places the organism in Eukaryota, Fungi, Ascomycota, Saccharomycetes, Phaffomycetales, Wickerhamomycetaceae. The coding region runs from base 1 to 1095 and encodes 364 amino acids. The transcript has a single exon.
AUGGAUAUGAGAGUCAAACCUCUCGAUGCUUCUGAAUUGAUAGAAGGAAACCAAGUUGGUGAUGUAGUACAUGCAGAGCCCCAUCCAAAUGAAGAUGGUAUUAUUGAGAAAUUACGCAAGAUGAGUUCAUGCGAGUCAACUAGAUCGAUAUCAGUUAUUAAUGUUGCAACAUUGGAAGCCAUGAGCUCAAAAUCUCUUGACCGGUUAGAAUAUCUAGGUUUCUAUAUGGGAGGAUAUGCACAGUAUUUAGAACUUCAUGAUUUUGAGUUUAAAAAUCUGAAAAAAGCCGAGAUUCAUUAUCCACAAGAAAUGGAGACAGCAUCUCCUGGUAUCUUUAAAGCACCACAACUAGAGCAGCUCGUUUUGAUUAUAGACAGCGGACAAUGGGGGCCCUAUGCUAAACAGGUGCUCGAAAGUCUAGAAAAUUUAAAGGAAUUGGUUCUUGAAUUUAGGAAUUCUUAUAUGAUUCAUAUAAGCAGUAAUCGUUUCCCUCUGAAUGUUGAAAAGCUGCUAAUUAAAAUGGACUCUGAUACAGGUAUUUGUAUGGAAGGAUCCUUUCCAAAUCUCAAAAGUUUGAAAUUUGAAACUCACAGGAGAUUUCCUCGAACUUAUCAUGGGCAUUUAUUUUCGAGAGUUUCUCUUUCAAUAUCUGCUUUACGACUUAUUGAGAUUGAAACUAGAGCAGUUCAUUUUUCGAACUUGGAGCUCAAAUAUUGUCCAAGCUUAAGAUCCAUCAAAAUUGAUUUUGCAAACAGUCUUGUUACUUAUAGUGACUUGAGUUCUUUGGAAACUUUGAGUAUUAAAAAGAGCUCAGAACUAGCUAAGGAAAUUAUACUUAAAGCUUCAAAUUUAAGACGCACUGAAUAUCCACUCAAAGCAGUAAUAUUGAAACUGGACACAAGUAUUGGCCUUACAAAGAGGCAGAAAAGAAUAAAACUUGGUGACCAACAACCGUCAGAAAAUGUUAAAACUAUAUCAAGUAUUGAGACUUUUCUUGACACUAUUUUGGAAGAGUUGAAAGAUUCAAAAGUUGAGGACUGUUCGAAAUGGUGGUUUGAUUCUUCGGGAAGAUUGAGAACACAGGGAUAUUGGUGA